Molecule: messenger RNA, 762 nt
Organism: Trichoderma aggressivum f. europaeum
Lineage: Eukaryota; Fungi; Ascomycota; Sordariomycetes; Hypocreales; Hypocreaceae
Exons: 3
Coding region: 1-762 (253 amino acids)
Source: RefSeq, a predicted model, not a curated record
AUGGAGGGACAACAACAUAUUCCUUCGGCUGAAGACAUAACCCGUUUCCUGGAGGAGCUUGAAGAGACGAGGAUCCGUUCCACGGUAAUAGGAAGCUCCGACUUUGGCCAGUUGGAACCCCGCCGUGUCUCGAUACCCUCUAGGCAUCGUCGCCAUCGUCGCCCAGAGCCACACGUCAUGUCCAUCACAAGUGGUGAGACUCGUCGCUCUUCCAUCUUCGACCCCGUCGAAUCUUCAUCCUCCAUUUCGUCGGUCCUACCAGGGCAACGGCUCCCGUGCGAGUUCUACUGGUAUGGCAAUUGCGAAGAGACGUUCGAUCUCCGAGACAUCGACGGCUGGGUCGAUCAUGUUGCAGCCCACCACCUCGAUAUGAUACUGCCGAGAAAAAGCUGUUGCUGGUUUUGCGAUGAGGUCGUGUUCCACGCCCAGCCGGAAACCCAGCAACAGUGCCGACUCCGCUAUACGGACAGAAUGCAUCACAUUGCAGGCCACUAUCGCCGAGGGGCAACUCUCGCUGAUGUUCGUCCUGACUUUGACUUUCUCGACCAUCUCCGGAUCAACGGGUUGAUAUCUGAAGGAAGCUUCCAGCGUGCUAGAAACUUUCACGAAGCACCUCAGCCAAGAAAUGGCAUCAACUCUGUGCCGCCAGUUUCAAGAGGCCAUGGUGCAUCAUCCGAGAGUCGCAGUCAGACAUCUGCUUUGAUGUUAUGUCUGCCGUAUCGGUCGCCGUCUCGGCUGUCGUCUGAAAACGGCGCUCAGUAA